GGCGCUGAGGAUAAAAGAGACGGGGCCCAGUUCAGAAUGACCCGCUUUGUCCCACCUUGUCUGCACGUGGCGGAUUAAUUAGUUUGUUUACAAUGAGAGCAUGAAACGUUAAUCUAACUUCGGUUCCCACCAGAUAUAUACGUAUGACCUAUAAUCUUCACGUAGUGUAUUGGUGCAGCCGUCUUCAUAAAAAUGUGCGUUUUCUUUGCCUCUGAAUAUCAACAUGGGGGACAUGGGCAGUUCAAGUGCUAAUGUGAUAUCAAUGCAGUGACUAUCUACCAAAGUUGUAGAACAGCGGUGUUGGAAUCACCUCACAUUAUCUGAACACAUUCGCAUUUAGUCUAGCACAAGCAAUCCAGGUAUUCCUGUCCUGCUGUCGUCAUAGCGCGGGAGAAUGGCGGAGAGGAGAAACGAUUGAGGCAUGACGCAGGUGCAGCCAUCAACCAGGGCAGCAUGAGUGGAGGAGACAAGAGGAGAAGUUAUGGAACUUACUCCGUCUUUGUUAGCCGUCUGUGCAGGGAGACCACAGAGGACGAACUGUAUGAACUCUUCAAGCACUGUGGCCCUAUCUCAGGGACAUUUGUUGCCAAUCAUGUGCCAGGUCCAUAUGUCUAUGGGUUUGUGAGAUUCACUGACCCCCAGGCCGCACUGACUGCUGUGAGAGAAGUGGACCAAUGGUCACUGAAGGGGUGGACGCUCAGUGUUGAACUUGCUUCUGAUACUAGGCUCAAACUGGUGGCUGAGGGUCACCUGGAAGACUCACCGAAUCGGAGGGUCAAACAUGCCCCGCCCACCAGACCGGUGGAGAUUACCCGCAUGUCCAUGGACAACUUGCUGAGUGAGAGUCGACUGCGAGACUCCUGCACUGAGAUCAACCUACAGACAGGCAAUAGACUUGAUGUAGAGAAGCUCAUGGCUGACAUCAACAAGCUGAAGUGCCGCAAGACGUGUGUCCUUCAGGGAGACCUCAUAGGUCAGCAGCUAAAGACCAUCUCUCAAAUCAAGAGGAAGUUAUUGAAAAGUGAAGCAAAUGGAAGGAUUCCAACUCAAACAACUGAUACAUUUUUCGAGAAUCUUGAGAUUAUCCUGGAAAAUGUUGUCUCCAUUGCGCAAGAAGAUGAUGACCUGCAAAGUCUGUCUGCUCCUGACUCAGGAACUUCAGAGGGUGCCAGCUCCCAGCUUAGGGGAGGGAAUCAGAAAACAUUUGUAAAACAUCUCACAUAUGCCAUCCAGAAGACUAAGGGGCUGUCAUCGGGCUUAGAGGAAAAGAUGGCAUGUGCGUCAGAUUUGAAUGAAUCACAGUCAGACUCAAACUUACCCUGUAGUGACAGAACAUGUGGCAUCAGUUCUGGGGAGGAUGAAACAGCCACAGAGUUAGAUAAGAGGAUCUCUUCAGAUCAAAAUGAAGGUGGUGAAACUGUGUCGGGGAAUUUUAUGCAGUCUCAUGUCAGACAAAAACAAGUGGGUUUAUUGUCAGAGAGUGAAGAGUGCUCAAGAAAUGGUGUCAUCAAUGUCAAGAGAAACCAUUCAAGAAAGAGCGCAGUUGAUGACACGAAGAGUGAGAGAAAUGACACCCCCAAAAAUGUAGUCAAUGACACAAGAAACAGUGUGAUCGAUGGCAAAACAAUCUGUUCCAUGGGGAGGGGUGUUCUUGAUGCAAUGAUGAUGGGACCAAUGUCCGAUCCCGAGGAAAAUACAGACUGUAGACAUUGUAGUCUAAGUGAUGUAAUGAGUGGAUCAAGCGAUGAAGAUUCAAGCAAUAGUAGUUAUAGCUCUGACAGUGAAAGAAAACGACUAUUUUUAAGAUUUCUUGGAUCUGAGGGAGGUCAUUAUGUGAAUGCUGACACCUCUUCUUCAAAUCAGGAUACAUCAGAAAGUGAAUCUUCUACCUCUGAAGUUGAAGCAACGACAAAUCACAAUGUCUGUGCUGAACAAGGGAUGAUAUCAAAUUCAGAUAACUGUGAAAAACUUCCGCUCAAGGACAGUGAGCAUUGUGAACAACUGACUUCAAUGUUAAAGAACAUGCUUCACAUUCCAACCAAUGAUGGCAGCCAAACAAAAGCUUUAAUUGAUACUGAUGUUGAUAACGUCCAUGUUGAUCCACAAUUAAACCAGGCUUCUUAUUGUAGUCUUCCAGCAAGUCAACAAUCACCAGCAGCAUUUAGAAACUCCUCCAUGACAAUGGAUAAACUGACAAAUACCUCCAGUUCAAUUUCACCAAAUCAUUCCCUAGCUAGACUGGGUGUUACAAACGGAUACAAGCCUCCCAUGGGCAGGGGCCUGUCUUCCAUUCUUGACAAACUCAGGUCAAAGGAGAGCAGGCCAGGGACUUUUUUGCCUGAAAGUGAAAAACAUGCUCAUCAUAAUUGCAGUACUGAGUAUGUUGAUAUCUCUUGUUCGGACCAUGCUCAUGUUGAUUGUUCUCCUGAUCACUGUGGUGGUGAUGCUCUUCUUUCUGAUUCUCAUAAAGAUGUUGGGACACCCAACUCUGUUGAGUUUAGGGAAGAUCAAACAUUUCAUGGUCCUGUAAGACCAAGAAAUGCUCGUCCAAAGGCUCGUCCACAAAGAGUCCCUGGUUCCUCAACACAAAAUCAAUCUCUUCCUGAAGCAGAGUUAAGGUUCAAACCUCUGAAAGUUCUAGAAGAACACAACAAAACCCCUCCCCAAAACAUAUCAUGUCAACAAAGGACUCAACCCAAGCCUUGUAAUUUAUCUUCUGUGUUAUCAAGUCGGUGUCAUUCUUCUGCUGAAAAUCACACUGUUGCAAAACCCAUGAUGGACGCCAUGAGUAUGCUGCAAGGUCGCAGUAAGUCAGCUUCUUCCGAGUCCGAGUCUGAUGUUGUUGCUGUUGAUUCUGGAGUUGAGUCAGAUUCCUAUCAGAGAAUCCUGUCAGGCAGAAAAAGUCAGGAGAGAGACAGUGCUAGGUCAGCAGCCAAUGGUGUGGGUCACAGUUCAAAGAAUUCUGAUCAGUUGCACCUGUAUAUCAAACAAGUUGUUGGCCGGGGUAGAGGACUACAGGGGAGAUUCCAGUGACCAGAGUAGACCUGACAUCAGGGGCCACCAUUCCUCAUUAAUCAUUUAUAUUUGCCAUAUCAGUCGAAAUCUGUCACUUUUCCUGCAAUGUUGUUAUGUCACCAUCGCCACUUGGCAGUUACUGGUAAUUAUUAGCGAGUUGCACUAUAUUACUGUCGGAAAUAGAAAAAAACUGUAUUUUCUCAUUUAUCUCUACAAUUUAUGGAGUUGAU
Messenger RNA from Haliotis rubra (blacklip abalone), 3245 nucleotides. RefSeq lists its product as uncharacterized. The transcript is spliced from 8 exons. The coding region runs from base 454 to 3033 and encodes 859 amino acids. Gene Ontology annotation, molecular function: RNA binding. Gene Ontology annotation, biological process: mRNA splicing, via spliceosome. The record is from RefSeq and is a predicted model, not a curated record. Gene Ontology annotation, cellular component: nuclear speck. Lineage: Eukaryota; Metazoa; Mollusca; Gastropoda; Lepetellida; Haliotidae.